Molecule: messenger RNA, 237 nt
Organism: Eremomyces bilateralis CBS 781.70
Lineage: Eukaryota; Fungi; Ascomycota; Dothideomycetes; Eremomycetales; Eremomycetaceae
Product: putative S-adenosylmethionine-dependent methyltransferase
Exons: 2
Biological process (GO): protein secretion; intracellular transport
Source: RefSeq, a predicted model, not a curated record
ACGGCCAUCUUCAACUUUCAGAGCCUGCUGCUCGUUAUCCUCCUGAUGAUAUGCACCUCUACUUACAUCCACUUUCACUUCCCCGGCAUCAUGGACCGGAAUAAAGAUCAUAUGAUCACGGGGUUCUUCUGGAAAUGCGCACGAGUGGGGGAGCGGUUAAGCCCAUACGUGGCGCUAUGUUGCUUGUUGAUGGCGGUGAGUCGAUCUGGCGGAGUGGAUGGGUUUCCCGUUCACUAG